UUCCCCAAGAAAAAAAAAGCCCUUUAAGGCCAGUCCCGUUCAGACUGCGAGUUCAGUUCCCACUCCGGCAGGCUUUGGUGGUGGUUGGCCCAGCUGGGCUCCGAAAGACAAGAAACAGAGCGAGACAAAGUCAGAGCGAGAGGACGGAGACGGACAGAAAAGAACCUUCGAGUUGCGACUAUGAGUCCUCUCGGGAACACUUAACCUUUCCAGUCGCUGACCGGGUGCUGAGCUGACGUGAGAUGGCCUCGGACCGAGUGGCGAGCCCUCAGAGCGGCUCCAGACAGAGCAGCUCCUCGCUCUCCUCGUCCCCAAUGAGCGCCCGCAUGCAGUCGCUCCACGUCGACUCCGUCCAGCGCUGGAUGGAGGACCUCCGCCACAUGACGGAGGUGGAGUGCAUGUGCGUCCUGCAGGCCAAGCCCAUCGGGGUGGAGGAGGACGCCCAGCAGGGGGAGCUGAUUGUGGGCGGAGCCGGGGGCGGGGCCGGCGGCGACCACGUGGCUCGCAACAACCUGCAGACGUUGCUGCGCCGGGCGCUGGUGGUCAGCACCGAGCUGGGCAAGAUGUUCCAGCGGCUGGAGAAGGGCCGCUGGCAGCGCGUCCACAGCACGGCCGUCAGGGCCGACUGCCACGUGCGCUCGCUGGUGCACGAGUACAGCGCCGCGCGCGGCACGCCGCCCGACAUGCAGAAGUAUGAGAAAUCUCUGCUGGAGAAAUGUCUGGAGCUGACCAACAUUACGGAGAGGUGCCUUCACACCGAUGACGAGUUCUUCCUGAAGUCCAUGAGAGAGGCGAUCCACGAGAUCCUCACGGACGUCAGCGACUCCUUCAGCAACAUGAUCGACAUGGCGCUGGCCAAUGAGAUCCGGCUCCUCAUCAAGCAGAUCGACUCGUCGGACAGCGUCCACACCAUCGGCAGCGCCAUCAGCAACCUGCUGUCGCUCACCCAGGACGGCCCUCAGCUCUGCAGCAUCAUCGCCAAGGAAGGAGCUGUGGUCGUCCUGUUUAAGAUCUGCAGGCAGGACCGCUUCAGGGACCUCUACGCUCACGCUCUGAGGACGGUGGCCUCCAUCUGCUGCGUGGAGGAGGGCAUCGAACAACUGGACAAGGUGGACGGGAUCCUGUGCCUGGCGGACAUCCUGACGGAGGACGGCAGCGUGGAGGCGGCGCGGGCCGAGGCGGCGGCGGUGGUGGCUCAGAUCACGUCGCCUCACCACGCGUCCACGCAGCACCUCGCCAGCUUCCUGGAGAGCAUGCACGACAUCGUCACCGCGCUCAUCAAGUUGUGCGAGAGCGCCUCCUGUGGCGAGGUGUUCCUCCUGGCGUCCGCGGCCUUGGCCAACAUCACCUUCUUCGACAGCAUGGCCUGUGAGAUCCUCCUGCAGCUCGGCGCCAUCCGCAUCCUGCUGCAGGCCUGCAGGGACCGCCAGCGGGUGGACACGCCCUACUCCAAAGACCAGGUGGUGACCAUCUUGGCCAACCUGUCCAUCUUAGAGCAGUGUGCCCCUGAAGUCCUGCAGGACCAAGGAAUCGAGCGGCUGCUGCUGCUGCUGGGAGAAAAGCCGACCUCCCCGAGUCCGUCGGAGGGCGCCGCCUGUGAGCGCGUCCAGCAGAAAGCGGCCGUCACCCUGGCCCGUCUGAGCAGAGACCCCGACGUGGCCCAAAUAGCCAUCCAGCUAAAAGCUGUUCCUCGUCUGAUUGAACUGUGUCGCUCCCCCACGGAGAGGAAUAACAGCGACUCGGUGCUUGUCGCUUGCCUGGCUGCCCUGAGGAGGCUGGCAGCGGGGUGUCCAGACAGCAUCGAGGCGAACGACCACCAGCAGCUGAUCAAACCGCGGCUGGUCGACUCGUUCCUGCUGUGCUCCAACAUGGAGGAGAGCUUCGUGUGACGGCGACCGCCCGCCACGCACGAUGUCGCGCACGAUGUCGCGCACGGCGAGCGCCAACGAGCAGCUCUGCUGCAGAACAUUGCGUCUACUUCCUGUCUGGAGAAUUAUCGUCGUCGUCGUCCGAACGUCAUCAAGAGUUUGGGGGGGUGGUGAGUGGAGUGAAGCGGAUUGGACGCAGCAUCCAAAUGUACAUACAUGCGUUGCCCGUAGCGACCACAUUGAAUGCUUUAAAAAAAAAACUUUGUACAAAAUUUAAAAAACGUCACACGAAAUUUAUAUCGGUAUAAUUAUUUAUGAGUAGGUGAAAUUAAAUGAAAGUAUAACCUGUUCUGGAAUGAAAACACUUUAUAUGCCUCCGCCGUGCAAUUUAUUUUAUUGCCCGAUGUCGGCUGUCUGAGAACAUCGUACGAGUGGGCGUGGCCACGGGGUCUAUUUGUACAAUGUGUUGUUUGUUGAAGCGCUUUGUAUGGCACGUUGUUUAUUCCAUUUGAUGUUAAAUAUUAUAUUUGCCACUGGAUAAUGAAUAUAUAUAGAAAUAGCCUUGGGUUUGAAUAUGUACAUGCUUUUUAUUUAAGGAGAAUCACCGUUGUUGGAUGGAAUAAAGGCAAUCGUCUAAUGUU
Molecule: messenger RNA, 2509 nt
Organism: Pseudoliparis swirei
Lineage: Eukaryota; Metazoa; Chordata; Actinopteri; Perciformes; Liparidae
Gene: insc
Product: protein inscuteable homolog
Exons: 13
Coding region: 243-1889 (548 amino acids)
Biological process (GO): apical protein localization; asymmetric cell division; establishment of mitotic spindle orientation
Cellular component (GO): apical cortex
Molecular function (GO): cytoskeletal adaptor activity; protein binding
Source: RefSeq, a predicted model, not a curated record